This is a messenger RNA of Temnothorax curvispinosus, 1183 nucleotides long. RefSeq lists its product as uncharacterized. The annotation marks the transcript as partial. The record is from RefSeq and is a predicted model, not a curated record. NCBI's taxonomy places the organism in Eukaryota, Metazoa, Arthropoda, Insecta, Hymenoptera, Formicidae. The transcript has a single exon.
AUGAAUUUUGAUCACAACAAAUGGAUUAUCAAUAUUAGCAGCAAACAAAUCCCAGAUAGAGUACUGAGGUUUCUUAGUCUUGGCGAUAGAUUCGCUCUACCAGUUGACAACAAUGACAGGAGAGAUCGCAUAGAUUCGGUGGUUGACGUAAUAAAAAAUUUUGAAUUCAAUGUUUACCAGAUCGCGGACGAUAUUGUUGACGAAGCGCGCAACCGUAUUUCGAAUUCGUUGUUUAAAUUCUUGCGGACUAAUAAGCAUAAAAAUUGUAUAGAGAGGUUUAUUUUGCAAGAGUUUAGAUUUUGUAAAAGGUUCCUCCGUAACAACGAUGAUGUCUUUGUUACAAAGGCAGACAAGGGCCAAGUUACCGUGAUCAUGGAUAAAAGUACGUAUGUUAAUAAGAUGACUGACUUACUUAGUGACAGUUCCACGUACAAAAAAUUGAAAAGCAAUCCUAUAAGAAAAAUAACAUCGAAAAUCAACGAAGUGGCAAAGUCUUGGUUUAACAUGGGCAUCAUCAAUGAGCAAGUUUUUAGACAUUUGAAUUGUACUAAUGGGAAUCUACCGCGCAGUUACGGACUCCCGAAGAUUCAUAAAAUUGGCUCACCAUUACGUAUAAUUGUUUCCACUUUAGGCAGUCCGCUCUAUAAUAUCGCCAGUCGUUUGCAAAACAUUUUAGAAAAAUCUGUUCCGAAACCUGAAUCGUAUGUUAAGGAUGGUUGGUCCUUUGUAGAAUUGAUUAGAGGAGUGACAGUGGGAGACGGUGACGUUUUAAUUUCGUUAGAUGUCACUUCUCUUUUCACUAACAUACCUAAAGAUCUUGUUUUGAAAGCGAUUGAAGAGAGAUGGAAUUACAUUACUACAAAAACUGAUCUCAGCCUUCCACAAUUCUUGAGUGCUGUAGACUUGAUCCUUAGUUUUACUAGUUUUAUGUUUAACGGCCAAUUUUAUGAACAGAUCUUCGGAAGCCCGAUGGGGUCUCCCCUCUCCCCUAUCCUGGCUGACAUGGUCAUGGAGGAUUUAGAGAAACAUUGUAUACAGCGGCUCAGUUUCAGGAUAUCCUUUUUCAAACGAUAUGUGGAUGAUAUUUUCGCGGUUGUUCCCGAGUCGGGUAUUGGUGAAUUAUUAGACAGUUUCAACAAUUACCACGAUAGAUUAAAAUUCACUUACGAAAUGGAAAGCAAUG